This is a messenger RNA of Argentina anserina (silverweed cinquefoil), 2095 nucleotides long. RefSeq lists its product as uncharacterized. Bases 95 to 1723 code for a protein of 542 amino acids. The transcript is spliced from 7 exons. The record is from RefSeq and is a predicted model, not a curated record. Gene Ontology annotation, molecular function: protein binding. Lineage: Eukaryota; Viridiplantae; Streptophyta; Magnoliopsida; Rosales; Rosaceae.
UUCCGGCCCAUAAAACAUGAGCAAGGUUUUUAUUAAUGGCGGAUUGAAAUGAACUUUGGGUUUUCCAGGGGCCGCCUCUAUUCCCAAUUCAACAAUGAGUGCUCCUCCCAAUAAGCCCCUCGUAGAGAUUGACGACGACGACGCGAUGAUGACGCCGCCGCCGGCCGAAGAGAACGGCGACCCUGAUAGCAGACAGGACCGAGAAGACUCCCUCGUCGCUCUUAUCGAGCACCGCACUCGGGAAGUCGAACACAAUCGCCGGAAACUCGUGUAUUACCAAGCCAAGCUUGAGGAAGCAGAGAAGAGGUUGAAGGAGUCUCAAACUAAAUUGGCUAGACUUAGAUCUCAAAACAAGUCAGUGUCGUGUAAGGCUACUCCCAAUAGUGGAAUUAAAGGUGUAAAGGAGGAGCGCAGAUCAAUGAGUCCUGUCCCUUUAAGAAGCCAGCCUCAAUCUAAAACAGAACUUUUAAUUCCAGCGGUCGCUCCAAGAGCACCUCCGAAAGUGGCAGGAUCCUGUGGGAAGGCUCACGUUAGUUCUAGUCCUCAAGCCAGUGCUUCAGUUUCUAGUCAGUCUAACAGUGCUAGCAAAGAAAAAGGAGAUAAGUCUCAUAAAAGUUCGUCAAAGCAGAAUGUUGAAGUUCAAGAUAGAGGGACAAAGCGGAAAUUCGAAGAGAAAGAACAUAAAGAAUUAAUUCCAAUGGUCCGUGGUAGCUCCAGACCCUCUAUAAUCCAGUGCCAUUCAAGCAAUCAUAUAUCCAGUCAUCACAAGAGGAAGCUGAGAUGUCUUUAUUCGUGUCCUGUGAAUGAUCAGCUUUUUGCAACCAGUGCUUUGGAUGGACUAGUCAACUUGUGGGAAGUUCAAGGCAGAGGACACGGUGCUUCUCUACUUAGUACUUCAGAUUGCCAAUCCACUAAACGAAGAUGGCCAGAAGAUAUUGCCUGGCAUCCCCAUGGAAACAGCCUAUUUUCUGUGUAUACUGCUGAUGGUGGGGAAUCACAAGUAUCAGUGCUGAAUCUAAAUAAAACACAAGGGAAACCUCGUGUUACUUUCUUGGAAGCCAAGCCUCAUGUGAAAGGAAUUAUUAACAGCAUAGUUUUCCCUCCGUGGGAGGAUACCUGCUUUGUCACUGGUGGUAGUGAUCAUGCUGUCGUACUCUGGAAAGAGACAGAUGCAGAAAAUGGCUGGAAACCUAAGCAAUUGCAUAGGAGUAUACAUUCAUCUGCUGUCAUGGGCGUUGCUGGGAUGUGGCAAAAGCAAAUAAUUCUAUCUGUCGGAGCAGAUAAGAGGAUUGUUGGUUUUGAUGCUAAUGUGGAAAGAACAGAGUUCAAGCAUCAGAUAGAUAGCAAAUGCAUGAGUGUUUUGCCAAAUCCUUGCGACUUUAAUCUAUUCAUGGUUCAAGCAGGCACCCACGAGAAGCAGCUCCGACUUUAUGAUAUCAGACUCAGGCAAAUAGAGAUACAUGCUUUUGGGUGGAAGCAAGAGAGCAGUGAUUCUCAGUCGGCUCUGAUAAAUCAAGCUUGGUCUCCUGAUGGUUUGUACAUCUCAUCCGGUACUGCUGAUCCUAUGAUUCACAUAUUUGAUAUCAGGUAUAACGCUCAGAAGCCUUCACAAUCCAUUAAAGCUCAUCAGAAACGGGUUUUCAAAGCUGUAUGGCUCCACACUAGCCCCCUUCUUGUUUCUAUAUCUUCUGAUCUGAUGGUUGGUUUACACAAAAUCUCAUAGACUCCAGCCAGCAGCAGAUACUCCCCCACCACCUCCUCUGGAGGAACUAAUCCUUCAUAUUGUGUUCCUCAAUCGGAUUGGUAUGGAAUGCGGGGUUACUUGUUUCUUGGGGGGAACAGGGCAUUUUGUAAGAAUUGAGCUGAGUGCUGCUGAAAUGUUGGGGGGAACUGUGUGUAACAUUUUGAGGACAUGAUACUACGGCCAAGUAGAUGAGUAUAUAUGGGAUUCAAUUUUUGAGGAAACUCGGCAUGUUGGUGGGUUCAAGACUUUAAAGUAACCCCUUCCCGACAUGAUUCAGCUGCUGGUUGCUGCAUCCAAGUAAAAGAGUAUGAACAGACCAUAAGAAUAAUACGAUAUGUUUUUUAGAGUCGA